This is a messenger RNA of Cavia porcellus (domestic guinea pig), 10259 nucleotides long. It is a transcript of the gene Mapkbp1, whose product is annotated as mitogen-activated protein kinase binding protein 1. The transcript has 33 exons. Bases 3870 to 8390 code for a protein of 1506 amino acids. Gene Ontology annotation, molecular function: protein binding. Gene Ontology annotation, biological process: positive regulation of JNK cascade; negative regulation of canonical NF-kappaB signal transduction. Gene Ontology annotation, cellular component: cytoplasm. NCBI's taxonomy places the organism in Eukaryota, Metazoa, Chordata, Mammalia, Rodentia, Caviidae. The record is from RefSeq and is a predicted model, not a curated record.
AAGAGGCUUCAAUAUUGUGUACAACUUGGGCUGGGGAUUUAGCUCAGUGGCUUAAGCACCUGCCUGGCAAGCACGAGGUCAUGAAUUCGAUCCCCAGAAACCCCCCUCCCCCAAAUUGUGUACAACUUGACAUGUGUGUGUUUUAGAAGUCAUCCUACAAUGAAAGCUAGCCUCAUGUACCAUUGUGUGCAAGGCAAUUUGUUACCUCAAGGAACAAUAGGACAUAAACACAAUCUUAGUGGUUAGUAGGUGUUCUUAAGACAAGAUGUUACCAACUCUCAUAAUUUACAGUUUUACACAUAAUUUACACGGUUUUAUUAAAGGGAUUUUUUGACAUUGAUGUAUUACUAAUCUGAGAUCACUAACAAAUCAAGUUCAAUUAUAUAUGCUUUAUACAUACUGUAUAGUUUUAUAGUAAAUGCUAUUUUUUUUUCAGAAUUAUGGAUGAAACAUCUGGGGUGAUACCUUUCUGUAAUAGGUUUGAAAAUAUUUUGAACACAAGACAAAGGCAGACAAUCUAUAUAUUUCUGUCAUGGUAUGAUAGUAUAUUUAUAACUAUAAUUGGUUGACAUAUAGUACUUAAAAUGGGCUGAAGUGAAUUGAGAGGUAAACAUGCUUUGAAGAAGGACCUAAAAAAUAGUGAUAGCUCUAGUCUCUCCCAGAAUUUUAAGAAAAGGUCUCACACAGUACAGGUAGCACAUCUUGAUACAUUUCCAGUGCAGAAUCAUUAGUUUUGAAUGGUCCUAUAAAGCCAUCAAGAUUCCUGUGCCAUUGUAUUGUUGAUUUUAAAAUUUUACGUGGACAUGAAUUCAUAAUGAGGUAGUCAAGACCUACUGUCAGUUGAAAAAAAUCAAGUUAAAAUGCAUAUUUGGAACAAAGGAAAAUAAUUUGAUAUAUACAACUUUUAAACCGAGACAUAACUAGUAGUUAAAUAGGAUGGAACUGAUGUACAAGGCACAUAAGUGUGGAGGUAUGUGUGGAGAAUAGGUGGAGCUAAAUACUAGAUGAGAAGUUAGACAUUUCGAGACAAAAUUAAGUUCUAUCACUAUAAAACCCUGCUAGUAGAAAAGAUUUUUGUUAACCAGGAAAGUGGUUUUGGAAGCAUUGCCCUGAGAUUUAUCCUGUCUUCAAUGGCAGUCUAGCUCAGCUGACUUAGUGUCUUGCAUAAUGAGCAAAUGUUUAAUCUGGCCUGUUUUGAAGGUUCUUGUAAUUGCCCCUUAUUUGCCUAAGGCAGUUUAAGAAAUUUGAUCCAAGCUGGGUGCUGUGGCACAGGCCUAAAAAUGCUUGUAGUUUCAGUUACUGAGGAGACUGAGGCAGGCAAAUUGCAAGUUUGAGGCCAGUCUGGCCUACUUGUUGAGACCGAAUCUCAGAAUUUACAAAAAGAUAAAAAGGACCGGGAAUGUAGCUUAGUGAAUGGGUGUCCCUAUGUUUGAUCCCUACUAUUGCUAAAAACAGCAGUAACAACAAAAAGCCUCAUAAGCAUAAGCAUAAUGGUAAAUGAAACAAUUCUGUAAUGUCUAUUCUCAGUUACUUCAGAGUCUAGUAAAUAACGUGUACAUGCUUAGGACAUAAGCAUAAUAAAUAGUGUGCAGAGGAUGAAACAUGAAGUAUAGGGUAGCAAGUACUGGAGCAAAAGGAGUAACCCCUUACACUGCACCUGAUACUUUCUGAGGAAUUCAUGAAGUGUAGAAACAGUUUGUAUAGUGGUGAACCCAUGGCAUGUGUGCCAAAGCAAGCUGUUUGUAUGACUGAAAGCUCUAAAAGGAUCUCCAUCACUGACCCUGUUCUUCACAUUGACAUCUCAAAGGCAAUAUGCACUCAGCAGGCUAAGGUGGGAGGAUUGUUGCAAGUUCAAGACCAGCCUGGGCUACAGAGUGAGCUCAAGGCCAGCCUGAACUGCAUACCGAGACCCCAUCAAAAAAAAAAAAAAAAAAAAAAAAAAAAAAAAAAAGCAAUAUGCUAUCUAAAUAACUUAAGCUGGCCUAGAUUGGAAAGAAUUUACAAUGUGUCCUUUUGGCCCGGCGCUUCUAAUAAUCCAGAUUCCAGACUUAUAUUUUAUUACACUGCUCCUGUUUUUCAUGGUAGACAAGGAAAGCAGGAGUUUAUUUAGAUAUGCAAGUGUAGCUUUAGUGUCAGAGACUAAUUUGGGAAUGUUUUUUGUAAGGGCUAAAUUAGCUUUGCACAAGAAAUGACCAGUGACAGCUAUAGACCUGGUUAGCUAAGAAAAUCAUUAGUUGACAAAAAUGACUGGCACGGACACCAGGUGGAAACAUUUAUAGUAGUGUUGCUUUCUGUGAAGAAUCAAAAGGUUAAAGGAGUUAGUUACCUGCUUUUCAGAUUAUGGCUAAUGGCUCUUGCAUCCUUCCUUUAUAUUUGGGUAAUUUGAAAAUCCAGUUUUAAUUUCAUCAGAUCUACAAUGCAGGUUGAGGGGAAGGAAGCCUUUGGUAGCUGUGCCCCACUGUGUUCCAGGACGUGGCAUCCUUGAUGUCCAUGUCAACCUGUAAGCUUUAUUGUAAGUCUUGUUUUUAAUACAUAAUUGCAGUACACACACUGCUGUUUUGUCAUUUGGCUAUGUGCAGUCUGCUCACAACCUUUUGUUUAGGAGUUCUGUUCUUGUGAAGGUGUCACAGGGAUCAGAAAGGUCUCGAUAGGGACAGACAGCGUCAACAUACCGUUUCUCUAAAGGCCAAAGCUAAUCUUUUCAUAAUAUAAUAAUCUUUAUUACCUAGGUGAAAAAGCCUACAGCUGUUUAGCUUACAUACAUGUGAAUGUAUUUUCCACAUAUUUCCCCAACCCUACGAGCUAGAAAAACUAACCACUAAAGUCCCAGUAAGCUUUGCAGUGACCUUGAAAACUACCCAUCAUAAGGGGGUGAGUAGUCACAAAAUUUCACAAAUUCGAGGAAAGUCGUUAACAAAGUCCUAGUUAACCUAGUACACUGUAGGACUUCGAGGCAAACCAUGAGACACAGUAUAUCCUUUUGGGCGCGAUCACCUGUUACUUUUUGUGAUUUAUCUUUAAAGCUCUGUUUCGGGUUUUGAUCGCCUCUUCCAACAAAACCAGACGUUACCCAGUUCACCGCUGUUAGCAUUUGAAUUGGAUUAUGCAGAAGAAUGCUUUCCACGUGGGCCUAAGCGCUGGGCUGACAGUGAUCAAAACCUACUCCAAUCCCACACGCUUUAAAUUCCAGCGCUUGGGGUGGAUCGUAGCAGGGCUCUGGCUGUAUCCCAACCUUGUAAUUCUGAGCUAGGAGUUUCAGCUGUGGUCCCUCGGGCCUAUCAAAUGCCAACCUUCUGGAGGCGUGGCUAUAAUUUUGGGGUUCUGGGAAGUGCAGUUCUCCGGGGGGCCAGGCCUAAAAAUACCAUAAAAGGUCUGAUUCUCUUCAAUUCUGAAGCUGUCUUCUGUUGACCUUCCUCUAACAGCGGUACCCACAAUUAUACCGUGUGCAAUUCGUAGCUCUGGAGUCCUAAAUCUUCGGCUUCCUAGGACCUUGCACUGGCCCCGCCUCCGUACGCUUCGCUUGUCCACUCGGGGAACGACCUCCCGGUUGCAGACCGCACCCCCUCGCGUCGGCUCCGCCUUUCAGCCCGAAGCUUGGCGCAGGCUCCAGUUCGCGUUUUGAGCCGCUCGUGCCACCAUAGCUGCUGCGGCUGCUGUCGAUGCUGCCGCGGCGGAGCUGAAAUCGCCCAGCGCGAUGCCUGAGGGCGCUGUGGGCCAGGCAGCCCUAGUGCUCCGGGGCUGUCUGGCCUUCCCACUUUAUAAGAAAACACGCAAGACUUGAAGGGAUGAGGGAGAAAGAGGGCAGUACCUAGAGGUCAAAGCUGCAGACUCAGGACCAUUUAAAGGACUGUCCCAAGGGGCUCCUUAUCAUGAUGGCUGUGGAAGGGUCAACCAUUACCAGCCGGAUCAAGAACCUGCUGCGAUCUCCAUCCAUUAAACUACGCAGGAGUAAGGCAGGCAAUCGGCGAGAGGACCUCAGCUCUAAGGUAACCUUGGAGAAGGUGCUGGGAAUAACGGUCUCUGGAGGCAGAGGACUUGCCUGUGAUCCCCGAUCAGGUUUAGUUGCCUACCCUGCUGGGUGUGUGGUUGUGCUGUUCAAUCCCCGGAAACACAAACAGCACCACAUCCUCAACAGUUCCAGGAAAACCAUCACUGCCCUAGCCUUCUCCCCAGAUGGCAAGUACUUGGUCACAGGCGAGAGUGGUCACAUGCCUGCAGUACGGGUGUGGGAUGUGGCUGAGCAUAGCCAGGUGGCAGAGCUACAAGAGCACAAGUAUGGUGUGGCUUGUGUGGCCUUCUCCCCCAGCGCCAAGUACAUUGUCUCUGUGGGCUACCAGCAUGAUAUGAUUGUCAACGUGUGGGCCUGGAAGAAGAACAUUGUGGUAGCCUCCAACAAGGUGUCCAGUCGGGUGACAGCAGUGUCCUUUUCAGAAGAUUGCAGCUACUUUGUCACUGCAGGAAACCGGCACAUCAAAUUCUGGUACCUCGAUGACAGCAAGACCUCAAAGGUGAAUGCCACCGUGCCCCUGCUGGGUCGCUCAGGGCUGCUGGGAGAGCUGCGGAACAACCUGUUCACUGAUGUGGCUUGUGGCCGAGGGAAGAAGGCAGACAGCACAUUCUGCAUCACAUCCUCUGGGCUGCUGUGCGAGUUCAGUGAUCGCAGACUUUUGGACAAAUGGGUAGAGCUGAGAAACACAGACAGCUUCACAACCACAGUGGCCCACUGCAUCUCUGUAAGCCAGGACUACAUCUUCUGUGGCUGCGCAGAUGGCACUGUGCGCCUUUUCAACCCCUCUAACUUGCACUUCCUCAGCACCCUUCCCAGACCCCAUGCCCUGGGGACAGACAUCGCUGGCAUCACCGAGGCCAGCCGCCUCUUCUCUGGAGGGGCCAAUGCCAAGUAUCCAGAUACCAUUGCCUUGACCUUUGAUCCGACUAAUCAGUGGCUGUCUUGUGUGUACAAUGAUCACAGCAUCUAUGUUUGGGAUGUGAGGGACCCCAAGAAAGUGGGCAAGGUGUAUUCAGCUCUGUAUCAUUCCUCCUGUGUGUGGAGUGUGGAGGUCUACCCUGAGGUGAAGGAUAGUAACCAGGCCUGUCUGCCCCCCAGUUCUUUUAUUACCUGUUCCUCAGACAAUACCAUCCGCCUGUGGAACACAGAGAGUUCUGGAAUACAUGGCUCCACCCUGCACCGGAACAUCCUCAGCAAUGAUCUCAUUAAGAUAAUCUAUGUGGAUGGGAACACUCAGGCCCUUCUGGACACGGAACUACCAGGAGGAGACAAAGCUGAUGGAUCCCUGAUGGAUCCCCGCAUGGGCAUCCGCUCUCUGUGUAUCAGCCCCAAUGGGCAGCAUUUAGCUUCAGGAGAUCGGAUGGGCACACUUAGGGUGCAUGAACUGCAGUCCCUGAGUGAGAUGCUGAAGGUAGACGCCCAUGACUCAGAGAUCCUGUGCCUGGAGUACUCUAAGCCAGAAACAGGUCUGAAGCUGCUGGCAUCAGCGAGCCGAGACCGGCUGAUCCACGUGCUGGAUGCUGGGCGGGAGUACAGCCUACAGCAGACUCUGGAUGAACACUCAUCUUCCAUCACCGCUGUCAAGUUUGCAGCCAGCGAUGGGCAAGUGCGCAUGAUCAGCUGUGGAGCAGACAAGAGCAUCUACUUCCGCACUGCGCAGAAGUGUGGAGAUGGAAUACAAUUUACCCGGACACACCACGUGGUGCGUAAGACAACCCUCUAUGACAUGGAUGUGGAGCCCAGCUGGAAGUACACAGCCAUCGGCUGUCAGGACCGGAAUAUUCGGAUCUUUAACAUCAGUAGUGGGAAACAGAAAAAGCUGUUUAAAGGGUCACAGGGUGAGGAUGGCACUCUCAUUAAGGUGCAGACAGACCCCUCAGGGAUCUACAUUGCCACCAGCUGCUCCGACAAAAACCUUUCCAUUUUUGACUUCUCCUCAGGCGAGUGUGUGGCCACCAUGUUUGGUCACUCAGAGAUUGUCACUGGCAUGAAAUUCAGUAAUGAUUGCAAACAUCUCAUCUCUGUGUCAGGGGACAGCUGCAUCUUUGUGUGGCGCCUGAGCUCUGAGAUGACCAUUAGCAUGAGGCAGCGUCUGGCUGAGCUGCGCCAGCGUCAGCGAGGGGGCAAGCCGCAGGACCCAUCCUCUUCUCAGAGGGCUUCUGAACCCAAGCGGCCCCAGGCUCCAGUGGUAAUUUCUUCUGGACCAGCUCUCUCAUCAGACAGUGACAAGGAGGGAGAAGAUGAGGGUACCGAAGAGGAAGAAUUGCCAGCUCUGCCCAUCCUUGCCAAAAUGACCAAAAAAGAGCUAGGCCCGAGCUCAUCCCUGCCCCGAAGCCUGUCCCACUGGGAGAUGAGUCAGGCCCAAGAGACAGCAGAAUUUCUGGACCCAGCUCCAGCAACCAAUUCAGGACCCAGAAGAAGGGGACGCUGGGCUCAGCCAGGUGUGCCGCUGAGUGUUCGCUCCAUGUUAGACCUGCGGCAGCUAGAGACCCUGGCCCCAAGCCCUCGAGAGCCCAGCCAGCACUCACUGGCCAUGCCCCCGUCUGGGCCUGGGAAGCAUGGUCAGCAGGCUCCUGAGGCUUCAUGUGCUAGCCAGAAUGACAAGUCUCAGCUUCAGGCUUUCCAACCCUGCUCCUGCCCCCACAUUAUCCAGUUGUUGUCACAAGAGGAAGGGGUCUUUGCCCAAGACCUGGAGCCUGCACCCAUUGAAGAUGGAAUCGUUUACCCGGAGCCUAGUGACAGCCCCACUAUGGAUACCAGCAGUGAGUUCCAGGUGCAGGCCCUGACCCGAGGAUCCCGGGGACGAGUGUACCCAGGCAGCAGGGGCUCAGAAAAGCACAGCCCAGAUAGUGCCUGCUCUGUGGAUUACAGCAGCAGCCGCCUUUCCAGCCCGGAGCACCCCAAUGAAGACUCCGAGAGCACAGAGCCCCUGAGUGUGGAUGGCAUCUCCUCAGACCUAGAAGAGCCAGCUGAGGGUGAUGAAGAAGAGGAAGAAGAGGAGGGAGGCACUGGCCUCUACGGGCUCCAGGAAGGCAGCCCCCGGACCCCCGAUCAGGAGCAGUUCCUAAAACAGCACUUUGAGACUCUGGCCAAUGGGGCUGCUCCAGGAGGUCCAGUGCGGGUCCCAGAGAGGACAGAGUCUCGGAGCAUCUCUUCACGAUUCCUCUUGCAAGUGCAGACACCCCCACUCAGGGAACCAUCCCCAUCUUCAUGCGUGGAAGUGAUACCAAAACCUAUCCAGGUGCCACAGGCAUCUGGUGACCAGCUGAGAGGCAAUGGAGCCAGUCCCCUGGAAACACCCCUGGGGGCAGGAUCAUCCUCUGGCAACCCUGGUUCCCAUGAAGCAGCUCCUGUGCUGUUGCCACGCCGCCGUCACAACCCAGACAGCAGCUGGGUCCCCAAGAAAGUGGCCACAGCCAGCCCCUUGACUGGACUCCAGAAAGCCCAGUCUGUGCACAGUCUGAUGCCACAGGAUGAGGUACCUGCAUCGGGCCCCCUGCUCUCACGGGAGAUGGAGACCCAGGAGGGCCUGGCCCUGCCUCAGGCUGAUGGAUGUCCAUCUCGGCCCUGCUCCUUCCAGAGCCCCAUCACCAGUUCUAUGGCCAAGAUAGCCCGCAGUAUUUCUGUCGGGGAGAACCUGGGCCUAGCAGCUGAACCUCAAGCUCCUGUCCCACUCCGAGUAUCACCACUCAGCAAGCUGACCCUACCUGGCCGGGCUCACCUGGUGUUGGACAUCCCCAAGCCACUGCCUGACCGCCCUACCCUGGCCACAUUUUCACCAGUAACCAAGGGCCGGGCCUUUGAUGACACAGAACAGCCUGGCUCCCUAGCAGGCUUAGGAAAGGGUCACAGUCCAACUGAGAGGCAGGCCUGUAUAAGGGAAGGUACCACUCCCAAGCUUAGGACACAGUACCAGGCUCAUCUUGAGUCCAACAACCCUGGUGCCCAGCGGCUGUCAGUCAGCACCCUCCUCCGAGGCCCUGAGAACUUCCAGCCCCUUCCCCCUGAGAAGACUCCCAACCCCUUGGAAUGCACCAGGCCAGGGUCAGCCCUGAGCCAGGACUCAGAGCCAGCAGUGAGCCUGGGGCAGUGUGAACAACUUGUGGCCGAGCUCCGUGGGAAGGUGCACCAGGCUGUGGGGCUCUACUACAUGGUGGCCAGCUGCAAGACACCCUCAGAGGAACAGAGUCAAAUCAUCCAGCUCCUCAGAAACACCUUCUCUUCAGUGCGGCAGGAGCUAGAGACCCUGGCUGGGACUGCGCUGUCCAGCCCAGGCAGCAGCCCUGGGGCUGUGGGAGCUGAGCAAACACAGGCCUUGCUGGAGCAGUACUCAGAGCUAUUGCUUCGAGCCGUGGAGCGGCGCAUGGAACGAAAGCUCUGAGCUCUGGCGCCUGUUGCAAGUGAAUGCUCUCCACUCUAAACUGUGCUUCCUCCUCUACUCACCACAACCUGCAGGAUGCUUGGAGUGGAUGGAGGGACUGGCACUCAUCCAGGAAGCAGCUUCCCAGCUGCUCCUCAUGGGGCCCUGUAUUUAUUAAUUUAUUUCCCUGACUGUGCCCUCACUUCCUUAAAACUCCGCCUCCACAGCCCCUGCAGUGGCUCCUGGCAGGCAGAGGUCUUGAGUCUUUGUCAUCUUGGUGCUGUGAAGGGUAAGAGAGCAGCCUGCCCCAUCUGAUGGACACUGAGAAGGGCUGGCUCUCUCUUCUUAGAAGCCAUUUGAAAUUACUUCAGGGAUCAGCUCAUACACAGGGUACACCAUGGGGUAGCGGUGAGCGGUGACAUGGUACUCAGUGCCACCAGCCAACAGUGCACCUUCGCCUCUACUCCCACUCCCCUCCCAUACCAGCUGCACACUGUUGGCUCCCAGAGCAGAGCUUAUUUCUUCCAGCUCCUGGCAGCUCGCAAGGGCACAGCAUCCCAGCCCUUAGGAGAUGAGUUGGUAUCAGGACCUGAGUCCCCACAUUCCACUCCAACUCCCAAGAGCCCCUCCCCUCGUGGCUACAGCCAGCUGUUGGGUGUUGCUGCAGGACAGUAAAGCCCUCUGCUGGGCAGACACGAAGCCUUGGCCUCUUUUCCUCAGCCCCUUAGCCUUCCUUAUCCUCCUGCCUUGGUCCCCAGCAGCCUGCCCAGGAGCCACUGCCUUCUCACUGCAUCCCAAAUGAUGUGGUCAGAAACUUACACUUAUGUGGACUUUCUUUUGUGGUUUAGGGGGUGGACGUUCACCUAACCCUAACCCAUAGAUGAAACCAGCCCCCCUCCCACUCCACACAACUGUGUGCUCCUCACUAGGGUACUUGGCUGCCUCAUGCGUGCCUGGGUUCCUCUCACAUUCUGCCUCAGCUUCAACACCCUGGCUUAUGUGGAACGCAUAUCAAGGAGCACAAAAAGGAAUGGAACACACAAUCCAAAAUUCUUGGUGUCCACACCCUAUCUGUGAGGGAGCCCAUGAACACUCACCUGGUCCUGGUAGAAUGCAUCUCAACAGAAGCAAUGCUGUGAAGGAGGCACAGGGGCCAAGAGACACACUGGAAGGUGGCAGGUGGCACAGGGAAGUGACAAGAGGUGAGGGGACAGAUUAGCAUCAAAGGGGUGGUGGUUAGGGAUGAAGGGAAGGAGAGGGCAUAGGAGGCCCACGGUAGGUAGUUAAUAGAUGGUGCACAGUUGGAGUGAAGAACGUGUCUGUGGGCCCCCUGCUUCCGUCUACUCCGCACAGCAGGACUAUUGUGACCAGUUCAGACCACAAAAGCUUGCUCACACACGGGCAGCGCUGUAGUUAAGCGAUAAAGAAACCGGGUCCUGGAGGGUGCCCAGAGCAGGGCAAAACCUCCCUCUGCCACCACCACCUGCACGGGCAAAUAAAUUGGCUGCACCAGCCACAGCUCACCACAACUAGGCGCGGGCUCGCUCCCCAGGGCCAGGUGCUUAGCGAUCCUCAGCCAGUCUUCACCAGGCCAGGGCUACAUUCCCGCCGCCGGUUCGUGAGAAAGUAGCCGCCCUUCUCCUGUCUGCCCAGCUCAGGUGGGGCCCUGUGGCCGGGGACAUGUCCCUUUGUGCAUGUUUAAGGUCGCCGGCCGCCGCCACCCCGUCCAGACUCGACCCGCCCCAGUUUUGAGAUCCCCUUAUUUAUAACUUUUAUACUUUGUCUGGACCGUGGCGCUUGUCUCUUUCUGCUGCACCGGGCGGGGUGUGUUUUUAACGUGUCUGUUUGUAUUGCUGUUUGAAUUUAUCAAUAAACACAAUCAUUUGUUAA